AUGCCGCUCACCCAAGUCAAUCCCAACCAGUUUCAUAUACCCCAGAGUGCACCCAACUCUCCUUUAACGACCAAGACCGCACGACAACCGAAGGGACCGCCCGUAACACCGCAGCGGAUCUCGCGGAGUGCGCAUCAGCGUGAAAACAUCCUCAGGUCGCCGCUAACGCCCGCGAGCACGGCCUCAACCCCGUAUCAUUAUGCGCUGGACGGCGGUAACCGAUCCUUUGCGACGGAGUCUUCCAACGCAUCUAUACUCGUGACGCCUAUUCACUCGCAGUCCUUCGCUGGUGUUCGUACGGGAUUGAGCGUAUCGCCCGAAAUCCCAUUGGCGGUACACAGGAAGAACAAGAGUAUUGCGGAUGCAGCCGAGAAUUGGCGGACUCGAGCGUCGGAGAACGGCAUUAGAGUAGCGAGCGCUGAGUCUCAGUUCGGCGACGACGAAGAUGACGAAUAUGGAAGAACCGAAGGCAAUACACAUCGCCGUCGCUCCAGCGAAGACCAGCUCUUGCCUGCUCCGUUCAUGUCGACGCAGAGACGCUGCCGGUCGCAUUCAAUUUCUCAGACUCAAGCUCCGUCAACGCCAGAAUCGUAUCGUCCGAAGUCCACCAAUGCAAGGCAGGCUAUGAUAACGAGAACUCCCGAUCGCCGUUCGCUAUCCACCAUUUCAACUCUCAACACCCCGCCUCCAAAUGCAACGAUCAUUAGUAGGCUGAAGCAAAAGGGGAUUUCCACAGACCCAGUACCAAGAAAACGUAAUCUCACUCAAGUUCCUGCUGCGCACCUUUUCGAUAUUGAUGAAGAUGACUUCGGCAGUUCCGUAUCAUAUCAUCCGGAGCGCUAUUUCGAGCUGGAGUCCGUUGACAUGGGAUUCGACGACUCUAUGACUUCCAAUGACGCCGAUCCGUUCCAUGUCCCCCUCGCUCCCAUGAUAGAGCCCCAGUUCCAGGACCGUCAUCUGGACCCGCGUCUUCAUACCUUCUACGAUGUUGGUACCCUUGACUUGCAGCAUGGCAACGAGGAGCUGCCUGCCCCUCCUCUGGAUGAGCCCUCGUGCGCCGUGUGUGGCCUCGAGACGCGCAAGCUGGCGAUACUUGACCCCUGCGGGCAUGAAGUCUGUUCGGCUUGUUUGACCAGUGCUCUGAACAUCGUCGGAGAGAAGGACAUGCGGUGCGCCGUUUGUAACGAGGCUGUAGAAAACUUCCACCUCCAAGUGGGCAACACCUCUGGCGACACAUCUGGAACCCCAAGCAGCGCUACGUCCACGCCGCCCUCGCGCAGCAGAGCGACUAGCGGGACGCGGAGCAGGGUCCCGAGUGCCAAUCAUUCCAUUCUCCUGCCGAGCGCGUUCGACAAGUCCGCGACAUCGGAGAGGAAGGUUAGCAAUGGUGGUAGUAUAUAUGACCACGCUUCCCCUGCCCGUGGCGCUAUGACUUCCACUCCAGUGAUGGGAAGGCAGCUUCGCGGCGGAGAAUGCGUAGUCCUUCGGAUUGAUAAUGUCCCAUGGGACAUCACUCCGCCGCAGAUUCGCGCUUGGCUCAAGAACCCUGAGGUUGAGCGCGUCCAUGUGCUGCUUGAUCGCAAGGGCAAGACGCUCAGUCAUGCAUAUGUGGAGCUUUCCUCCGAAGAAAGCGCCAAGGCUGCCUUGAGGACCGCCCAGAACUCGGUGCUUGGCAAAGGCAAGCGGGCUCGCGGCGUCACCGUGACGAGGACCAGCCAGUCGGAAUUGAUGAAGGCGCUGUUCCCUGGUUGGCAAGGCCAUUUCGACGGGUGCCGACCAUCCCUGCAGGGCUUGGCAAAUGAGCAUAUUGUCGCAGCUCUUGAAAACGGGUUGAUCUCGGACGGCGAGCUUACCUCGUUAAUGCACCUGAUCCGUUCGCCAGAUUCUCACUUCCUCAAAGUGCCAUCGCUGCCCUUCCAUUCUUUGAUUAGCAUCCUGGCCAAGUUCCCUGCGGAUGUUGACAGCGCGGUUUUCUGGACAGCUGCACUGAGGGACAAACUCCAUGAGCUCGCUAUCACGGCGAUUCAUAUCUUGAACGAACGUGCCCAAGAUAACCCCAUGUCCGACUACCCCGAGUUGCUAUCGGAACUGAUCAUGACCGCUCUCCGAUGCAAGGCGUUCACUCCCCAGCAACUCCAGGAGGUUGUCAACGUGGGCGGGCCGACGACACAGAAGUUGCUCGAAUCAUCUGAUUUGUCCACCAAGCCCGUCCCUGCCGAUCCCGCUAUCAUCGCCGCGUACUCUGCGCCCCGCCAUCCUUCUGCUUCGUACGUCGUCUCCUCCAGCCCUGCCCAUCAACCGCGCCAGCGCAUUCCGAGCGCGCCAGUUCCGUACGCCGUUCCGACCCCCGAACGCCGUUACCGCCAACUAUCGCAGUCGCCGGAGAUCGCCUAUGCACGCGCGCUUCCGCGUGUGGUGCCCGAGCGCCGCUACCCGCAGAUCAGCCCCGAGCGCCAUUACGUGCACAUUAGCCCGGAGCGGCACUUCGUGCCCAAUGCGCCCCAGAACGUGCAUUACCCGCCGCUUCCUGUGCAGGGCAUGGCCAUCGACCAGCUUGCGCGCGAGUACGGGGUCGACUCCGGGCUCGUGCAGGCGCUGGCGGAAAGGCUCGAGAUGCUGUCUGGUCAUUAAGAUUCGCACGUUCAGGCUCGCAGCUCCUCUUCUGCAAGAUUGUCAGCGCAAUUGUUUCCUGUAUCAUUAUCAUGGACCUCACAACCCGCUCGGACGGAAUCUUUCUUGCACCCACUCAAGCCCCAAAGGCAUUUCUCCUCUCGACCUUUCUUUCACCUUCACGCUGUUACGAUAACCAUCGUCGCUCGGCGAGCGUAUAAUGCCCUCCAUGUUCAUCGACGCCGUCCAGAAUGUUCUCUUCGCAAUGGCUUUCUCCAUGCUGUCCCUCUUUCGCUGCGCUUCCCCGCUGUUCGUCGCUGCCCAUCGUCGUUAUGCUUUCCAGGAUCCGAAGACAAGACGCUCGAUCGUUUUUCCUUUCCCC
This is a messenger RNA of Punctularia strigosozonata HHB-11173 SS5, 2992 nucleotides long. RefSeq lists its product as uncharacterized. NCBI's taxonomy places the organism in Eukaryota, Fungi, Basidiomycota, Agaricomycetes, Corticiales, Punctulariaceae. The record is from RefSeq and is a predicted model, not a curated record. Gene Ontology annotation, molecular function: metal ion binding; RNA binding. Bases 1 to 2631 code for a protein of 876 amino acids. The transcript has 10 exons.